CUGUUUUGGUAUCUCUGGUUAGGGAAGGGUGGAUAUCAAGCAUACUAUCUACGUCAUACUAUCUACGUACCUCUAUACAACAUAACCUCAGUUACAGGCUGCCUUAAAUUUGUCUGUUUAAGCGAACCGAGUUUCAGUCUUCAUGUGAAGUGGAGCCAAAUAUACACCUCUGAGUUCAUUGCUUACUGUAAAUCUGAUCCAGAUGUCUUAUGUAUCAGACAGCUCUAGUCUCAACAAGGCCCUGCGGCAGCAAUACCUCAGUCUGCCCCAGGGACACUUCUGUCAGGUCACUUACAUCUGGAUCGAUGGCUCUGGAGAGGGUCUGCGUAACAAGACUCGAACCAUGGAUUCAGAGCCAAAGAGCAUUGCUGACAUACCAGAAUGGAAUUUCGAUGGUUCCAGCACAGGUCAGUCUAAAGGACACAACAGUGACAUGCUACUGAUUCCGGUCUGCAUGUUUAGGGACCCCUUCCUCUUGGACCCGAACAAACUGGUGCUAUGUGAGGUGCUCAAACACACCCGAGAACCUGCAGAAUCGAACCACCGUAACCAAUGUAACAAGGUCAUGGAAAAGCUCAAAGACCUUCACCCCUGGUUUGGCAUGGAGCAGGAAUAUACUCUUCUAGGAGUGGAUGGACACCCUUAUGGCUGGCCCAGACUGGGAUUCCCCAAACCACAAGGUCCGUAUUACUGCAGUGUCGGUGCUGACCGAGCUUUUGGCAGAGACAUUGUGGAGUGUCAUUAUAAAGCCUGUCUGUAUGCUGGCAUUAAAAUCAGUGGCACUAACGCAGAGGUCAUGCCAUCUCAGUGGGAGUUCCAGGUGGGUCCAUGUGAAGGAAUUGAGAUGGGAGAUCAACUAUGGAUGGCACGUUUCCUGCUCCACAGGGUGUGUGAAGACUUUGGAGUGGUUGCCACUCUAGAUCCAAAACCCAUGACAGGAGACUGGAACGGAACCGGUUGCCACAUUAAUGUGAGCACAGUGCAGAUGAGAGAACAAGGAGGAAUUGUGCACAUUGAGAAAGCCAUCGAGAAACUGAGCAAGCGUCAUGCAGAGCAUAUUCGUGCCUACGAUCCACACGAUGGAGAAGAUAACAAACGUCGCCUCACAGGUUGCCACGAGACCUCCAGCAUCCAUGAUUUCUCAGCAGGUGUUGCUAACCGAGGGGCCAGCAUCCGUAUCCCACGUCAGGUGGGUCAGGAUAAAUGUGGUUACUUUGAGGACCGUCGUCCUGCUGCCAACUGUGACCCAUAUUCCGUGACCGGCAUAAUGGCCAUCACAUGCAUGCUGGAAGAGGGGAAAGAUGCCCAUGAACUUAAAUAACACACUUCUGGAAACUAAUAAUUGUUUAGAAUAUUAUAUAGAGGGCACUUUAACCUGUUAUAUUUGUUACUUUUGUUUGUAAAUUAUACUGUAUACAUAUUAAACUCUUCUUCUUAAA
This is a messenger RNA of Cyprinus carpio (common carp), 1439 nucleotides long. RefSeq names its product glutamate-ammonia ligase (glutamine synthase) c. Gene Ontology annotation, cellular component: cytoplasm. The record is from RefSeq and is a predicted model, not a curated record. NCBI's taxonomy places the organism in Eukaryota, Metazoa, Chordata, Actinopteri, Cypriniformes, Cyprinidae. Gene Ontology annotation, molecular function: glutamine synthetase activity.